Molecule: messenger RNA, 1583 nt
Organism: Aplosporella prunicola CBS 121167
Lineage: Eukaryota; Fungi; Ascomycota; Dothideomycetes; Botryosphaeriales; Aplosporellaceae
Exons: 3
Coding region: 24-1583 (519 amino acids)
Biological process (GO): NAD+ biosynthetic process
Cellular component (GO): cytoplasm
Molecular function (GO): kynureninase activity; pyridoxal phosphate binding
Source: RefSeq, a predicted model, not a curated record
CGCCAACCACCCAACCCGAUACCAUGGCGCAAAGUAUCGAGCUCGACGUCCAAAAGUCCUUUACGCUCAGCUACGCCGAGUCGCUGGACGCGCAGGACCCGCUGCGGCCGCUGCGCGAGGAGUUCAUCAUCCCGACGCGGGCGAACCUCAAGCGCAAGCGGCUCGGCGACGAAGGCACCAUUGUCGAGCUCAGCGAGAAGAUCAACGCCCUGCUGCCCGAAAACGACGUGACGUACCCGAGCACGUACUUGUGCGGGAACUCGCUGGGUCUGCAGCCGCGGUGCACGCAGGAGUAUGUGCGCAAGUACCUCGACACGUGGGCCUACAAGGGCGUGUACGGCCACUUCCAAGAGCUCGAGGACGCCGUGUCGCGCCCGUGGGUCGACGUGGAUGAGGACGCGAAGAGGGAGACGGCCAUGAUUGUGGGCGCGAGGCCGGACGAGGUGGCCGUCAUGGAGACGCUGACGGCCAACCUGCAUCUCCUCAUGGCGAGCUUCUACCGCCCGACCAAGGACAGAUACAAGAUCAUCAUCGAAGGGAAAGCCUUCCCCAGCGACCAUUACGCCGUGCAAUCGCAGCUGCACCACCACAACCUCACGCCGCAAGCCGCCCUCGUCGAGCUCACCCCCCCAGACCCCGCAACCGCCUACCUCCCCACCGACUACAUACUCUCUGUCAUCGACGCCCACGCCGACUCCACCGCCCUGCUCCUCCUCCCCGGCAUCCAGUACUACAGCGGCCAGUUCUUCGACAUGGCGCGCAUCACGGCGCACGCGCACGCGCGCGGCAUCACGGUCGGCUGGGACCUGGCGCACGCAGUCGGCAACGUGCCGCUCGAGCUGCACGCGUGGGGCGUCGACUUCGCGGCUUGGUGCAACUACAAGUACAUGAACAGCGGGCCGGGCGCGAUCGGCGGGCUCUUCGUGCACGAGAAGCACACGCGCGUCGAAGCCUCAACAACCACCACCACCGACACCGUCGUCAGCGCAGAAACUCUCGGCUAUCGCCCCCGCCUCAGCGGCUGGUGGGGCUCGGCCAAGUCCUCGCGCUUCCAGAUGACAUCGACCUUCGCGCCCAUCCCCGGCGCGGCCGGGUUCCAGCUCUCGAACCCCUCCGUGCUGGAUACGACGGCGCUGCUCGCGUCGCUGUCCGUCUUCGCGCAGACGUCGAUGCCCGCUCUGCGCGCCAAGUCGCUCAAGCUGACGGCCUAUCUCGAGCACUUGCUCUUUGCGCGAUCACCCACGGAAACCGCAGACACAGCAGCAGCCCGCCCAUACGUCCUCCUCACGCCGCACGACCCCGCCCAGCGCGGCGCGCAACUAAGCCUGCGCCUGCGGCCCGGCCUACUCGAGCCCGUGAUGCGCGAUCUAGAAGCCGCGGGCGUGGUGGUGGAUGAGCGGCGCCCCGACGUCGUGCGCGUCGCGCCGGCGCCGCUGUAUAAUGGGUUUGCGGACGUGUGGCGCUUUGUGCGGGAGUUUAAGGGGGCGUGUCGCCGGGCUGUGGAGGCGGGUGCUGGGGGUGGGGAAGCUGGUACCACCACCACCCACCACCAUAACCAAAACCAGCCCCACGCAACCACCUAG